Molecule: messenger RNA, 633 nt
Organism: Ambispora leptoticha
Lineage: Eukaryota; Fungi; Glomeromycota; Glomeromycetes; Archaeosporales; Ambisporaceae
Source: the annotation of a GenBank genome assembly
AUGGCUGCCAAUAGUUCUAACUCUUCACAAUUUGUUCAUUCACCAGCAAUAAAAUGGGAAACAAGUGUCACUAAAGCACUUUUAGCAUUUUUAAAUACUCAAAAAGAAGCUCUUGAUGCUUUAAAAAAAGAACAUGGAAGGGCUAAUGGUAAUGGACCACUUUGGCAAGAAUGUAGUUUACAUUUAGUUUCUCAAUACAAUCUUAAUUAUACGGCUCAACAAUACUUUACCAAAUUCAAAAACUUGUCACAAAAAUAUAAGAGUAGAAAAGAUACAGAAAAUCAAAGUGAUAGUGAAGCAAUAAUUAUUUCAUUUCGUACUGAACUUGAUAAUCUUUUAAAUGAAGAACGAGCAAUAUUUAAACCUGUUGCAAUAAUAUCAUCCUCUUCAACUUCAACUAAUACUUCUGAAAGUAUUCAAUAUACCAGAAAGAAAAAUACAAAAAAAAAUGUUAAUUCAGAUGAAAAUAAUUCUUCUUCAGAUGAACAACAUAUUAUCAAGAAAAAAAGAUUAUCUGAUAUUAACAAAUAUAUGCGCAUAUUAGAAGAAACUUUUGCAUUAUCUUCUUCAGAUUCUUCUGAUGAGAAAGAAGAAAAAGAGCUUGAAGACAAAGAUGAUUCAUUUCAUGAUUGA